UUUUCUCCCCCAAACCCGCAGCUUCACUGAAAUCCCUAAACGGCUAAACCCGCACCUCCAUCUUCAUACUUCUCUCCACAGCUUCCCUUCACCAUCUUCCUCCGCCCAUCUCUGGUUCUUCACCGCAAUCUAUAUCGGUGAACACAAUGCUGUGGAUGAGAUGUUCACGCCAUACUCUAAAGCCUCAAAUAUUAGGGUUUAAUUAUUGUUGGUAUUCUUCUACUUCAUCUGCUGCAGCUAUUGAAGCUCAAAGAACGAUUAAUGAUGGCCCUCGUCAUGAUUGGACUCGCCCUCAAAUCAAAUCCAUUUAUGAUUCUCCUAUUCUUGACCUUCUCUUUCAUGGGGCUCAAGUUCAUAGACAUGCUCACAAUUUUAGAGAAGUUCAACAAUGCACUCUUCUUUCAAUUAAGACCGGAGGUUGUAGUGAGGAUUGUUCAUAUUGCCCACAGUCUUCCCGCUAUGAUACUGGAGUGAAGGGUCAAAAGAUGAUGAAUAGGGAUACAGUCAUCGAGGCAGCAAAGAAGGCUAAAGAGGCUGGAAGUACACGAUUUUGCAUGGGUGCUGCAUGGAGGGACACUGUAGGCCGGAAGACCAACUUCAACCAAAUUCUUGACUAUGUGAAAGAAAUAAGGGAAAUGGGCAUGGAGGUCUGCUGCACCUUGGGCAUGCUGGAGAAGCAGCAAGCAGAGGACUUGAAGAAGGCAGGCCUUACAGCAUACAAUCAUAAUCUUGACACCUCAAGAGAGUAUUACCCCAAUAUUAUUACUACUCGUUCUUAUGAUGAGCGAUUAAAAACCCUCGACUUUGUGCGUGAAGCAGGGAUAAAUGUUUGCUGUGGAGGAAUAAUUGGACUUGGAGAAACCGCUGAUGAUCGAGUAGGAUUGUUAUAUACAUUGGCUACUUUACCUGCGCACCCUGAGAGUGUUCCAAUCAAUGCGCUUGUUGCUGUAAAAGGCACUCCUCUUGAAGAUCAGAAGCCUGUUGAAAUCUGGGAGAUGAUUCGGAUGAUAGCAACAGCACGGAUUUUAAUGCCGACUGCAAUGGUGAGGUUAUCAGCUGGGAGGAUUAAAUUCUCGAUGCCCGAGCAAGCGUUGUGUUUUCUUGCUGGUGCAAAUUCUAUCUUCACUGGCGAGAAGCUGUUGACAACAGCUAAUAAUGACUUUGAUGCUGAUCAACUCAUGUUCAAGGUUCUUGGUUUAAUUCCAAAACCUCCCACUCUAGAUGAUGCAGAAGCAGAUGCAGAUGCAGAUGCAGGCGAGGCAGUUGCAUCUAGCUCAGCCUAAAAUAACCGUUAAUGUGUUUAGUGUGUAGGAUUCUUGAUUGGGUGGUGUGUUUUUAUUGAUUAUGCCUAUUGUUUCUCUCGUUUGUUUUGCUUUAGAUUAUUAGUUUUUAAUAGGAAUAAUUUUUAAAUUUAUUUUAAGUGGUGCCAAACAUAACAGAAAACAAAAAACAUAAACAAAGUGUACACCCAACUCCUACAAUGUGGAAGCUGGAAAACUCGCUACUCUUAUUGUAUAUCAAAUGCGGUGUUCACGAACAUUAAAAAAAAAGAAAAAAAAAAACAUAAAUGAUCUAGAAAGAGCUUUAAUAGUUCCUAUUGUGAAGAGGUUGAGUAUUCUUCAUCUCACCUCCUUGGGCUUUCUUUUUUCCAACUAGUCUCUUGAGAGAUCGUUUCUCUAAGAGACGUAUUUUAAGUCCAAUCUAUUAAAAAUUAAUGUUUACUGCCUAUUUACAUUAUUUUUAAUGCUUACU
Molecule: messenger RNA, 1752 nt
Organism: Amaranthus tricolor (Joseph's coat)
Lineage: Eukaryota; Viridiplantae; Streptophyta; Magnoliopsida; Caryophyllales; Amaranthaceae
Product: biotin synthase, mitochondrial
Exons: 7
Coding region: 147-1283 (378 amino acids)
Biological process (GO): biotin biosynthetic process
Cellular component (GO): mitochondrion
Molecular function (GO): 2 iron, 2 sulfur cluster binding; biotin synthase activity
Source: RefSeq, a predicted model, not a curated record